Messenger RNA from Symbiodinium natans, 2319 nucleotides. NCBI's taxonomy places the organism in Eukaryota, Dinophyceae, Suessiales, Symbiodiniaceae. The record is from the annotation of a GenBank genome assembly.
AUGGCGCAAGCCCUGGACGAUUUCAGAUCCGAGCUCUCCGGGCUGUGCCUCAGCCAGGACCUAGAGCAGAACUUCAGGGCCUCCAUGCAGAGAGCGGCCCAGAACGUUCGGCUCGCAUCGGAGCAGCUGCAGCAUGUCGGAGGUGAUCCCUCCAAGCUCACCCUGGAGUUUCGCGCCGAGUGGCGGAAGCACGAGGCCGCGCUGGCGACCCUGGACGCGGAGGUUGCGAUGGCCGCCACUGAGAAGGGAGAGCUGAACGCGCUGUACUACGACCCGUUGACCCUGCUGAGACGGAAAGCGUUCUACGGCAAAGUCCUGAAAAUGCUGGAAGGCAAGGCCUUGACUCUGACCGUGGCCUCCGCCGACAUCGACAACCUCAAGGUCGUGAACGACGGCUGGUCCCACGCGCACGGCGACUUUGCCAUCAUGCAGGUGGCCGAGGUCGUGGCCGAGCAGGCGGAGGCCUGGAACGCGCAGCAGCGCGAGGCCGUUUGCGUCCCGUUCCGGUUCGGCGGCGGCGAGUUCGUCUUUGCCAUCGUGGCCCAGCAGGGCGCCGGCGCAGACCUCGGCGGGUUCCUGGAGCAGCUUCGGAAGGCGGUGGUGGAGCGGCUCCGCGGGAACUUCGACUUCACCAAGCUGGACGCAGCAAAGCGGACGGGCCGCAACGGGCGGACGAUCAGAGCACGGGGCCCAUCCAUCAGCAUCGCCGCCUCCGCGUCGACGAGCUGCGAGCUGAAGGCCGUCCCGGAGCUCCACCAGCUCUACGUGGCGGCGGCCGCGAAGGCUUUGAUCAAGAAGGGCGAGGACCCCCAAGGCGGCGUGCGGCUGCCGGUGGAGCGCCUCCAGCUCCAACAGCUGAUUGCCGGACUCCGGGGCAGCGAGGAGCAGCAAGCGGAGGCGGCAGAAAAACUGAUGAGGCUGUCUGCAAGGGCGGCCGCAAACCCGGUAGCGAUCGUAGAGGCCGGUGCUAUCCCGAAACUUGUGGAGCUCCUCAAACAUGGGACUCCGAACGUUCUGGACAAGGCCGCGGCAGCGCUGCAAAAUCUGGCAGCCUACACCGAGAACGAAGUGGCAAUCACGAAGGCCCGGGCUAUCCCUCCGCUCGUCGAGCUGCUGAGGGAUGGCGCCCCCGUGGCGCAGGAGAAGGCAGCGGCAGCGCUGCAAAAUCUGGCACGAAACGCCGGUGAGAACCAGGUGGCCAUCACGAAGGCCGGGGCCAUCCCUCCGCUCGUCGAGCUCCUGCGGGAUGGCACCCCUGUGGCACAGGAGAAGGCCGCGGGAGCUCUGCAAAAUCUGGCACAAAACGCCGAGAACCAGGUGGCCAUCGCGAAGGCGGGGCCCAUCCCUCGGCUUGUCGAGCUCCUGAGAGAUGGCGCUCCCGUGGCGCAGGAGAAGGCAGCGGCAGCGCUGCGAAAUCUGGCAGCAAACGCCGAGAACAAGGUGGCGAUCGCAAAGGCCGGAGCCAUCCCUCUGCUCGUCGAGCUCCUGAGGGAUGGCACCCUCGUGGUGCAAGCGGCGGGGGCUCUGCGAAAUCUGGCAGGCAACGCCGAGAACCAGGUGUCCAUCGCGAAGGCUGGGGCCAUCCCUCCGCUUGUUGAGCUCGUGAGGGAUGGCACCCUCAUGGUGCAGGAGAUGGCCACGGGAGUGGUGCGAAAUUUGGCAUGCAAUGCCGAGAACAAGGUGGCGAUCGCAAAGGCCGGGGCCAUCCCUCUGCUCGUCGAGCUCCUGAGAGAUGGCGCCCCGGUGGCGCGGGAGGCCGCGGGAGCACUGGCAAAUCUGGCAAUCAACGCCGAGAACCGGGUGUCCAUCGCGAAGGCGGGCGCCAUCCCUCCGCUCGUCGAGCUCCUGAGGGAUGGCAAUUUUGUGGCACAGGACAAUACCGCGUGGGCGCUGCAACAUCUGGCACAAAACGCCGAGAACCAGGUGGCCAUUGUGGAGGCCGGGGCCAUCCCUCCGCUCGUCGAGCUCCUGCGGGGUGGCACCCCCGUGGCACAGGAGGAUGCCGCGGGUGCGCUUCGUAAUCUUACACAAAACGCUGAGAACCAGGUGGCCAUCGUGGAGGCCGGGGCCAUCCCUCCGCUCGUCGAGCUCCUGAGGGAUGGCACGCCCAUGGCACAGAAGGAUGCGGCGGGAGCGCUGCGAAAGCUGUCAGGCAACGCUGAGAAUAAGGUGGCCAAACAGAGAGAAGGCACCUCAUGUGAUUGCAAGAAUGCCACGAUGCAAGUACAUUGUCUUUGCUGGCAUAGUCUCCUUCUAUGGGCUGAAGAACUUCGGCGAAGCCUGCGUGGCAGUCCAGGGCCACGCGAAGAUUGGCACUAG